AGCUUGACUGAAGGGUUUCUCUGCCUGGUGUGGCAUUUACAUCCUCACGCUCAUGUGGUAACAUCCAGCAUCGCUUGGCUUCCCCUGAUCACUGGCCUGACUCCAGGAACUUCAGACAGAACAGACAGACAGACAGCUAAGAAAGACAGGCUGUAUGUAUGCAUGCUGGCGAGAGAUAAGAGAGUUUAUAAAUAGGAAGGAAAAAGAACAGAGGUCUGCAGAACAAAGUGAAGGAAGACGCAGGUGAGAAGGCAAGCAGUGAGAAACGAAUCUUGAAGAAACUGGUGAGAAUAGUUUUAUCAGCUGAUUAUACGUUAUAAAAUCCACUGACAUGGCAGCCAUGGAAGCACUGGAAUCCUCAAGUGCUCAUCUGGAGCCUCAUACCCUCACUGAGAUCUCUGAUGAUGAGAUUAACCUCCCACCUUCAGAUGAUGAAGACAACGCCCUUGCAGCAGCCAAGAAAGAGCUGUCCACCAUGGGCACAGAGGGGGAUGCCACUGAGGUCAAGGAUGAUGCUGCUAAAGCUGACCCACAGGUUAACGGAGUCAUGGUGCUUUCAUUGCUUGACAAAAUCAUUGGGGCGGUGGACCAGAUCCAGCAGACCCAGAGUGGGCUGGAGGCCAGACAGCAGGAGAUGGAACGUACAGUGACCAACAUCCAAGGCGAGCUCACAAAACUGACCAAGAGCCAUAGCACCACAUCCAACAGCGUCAACAAGAUGAUGGAGAAGGUGCGCAAGGUGAGCGUCAAUGUCAAGACAGUGCGAGCCACACUGGAGAAGCAAGGAGGCCAGAUCAAGAAGCUGGAGAGCAACGAGGCAGAGCUGCUCAAGAGGCGCAACUUUAAAGUUAUGAUUUACCAGGAUGAAGUGAAAGUUCCCUCAAAACUCAGCAUCUCUAAAUCCAUGAAAGUCUCUGAGGCUUUGUCAGGAAGCCGAGGAGGCAGUCAGCUUGAGCUUAAAGAAGCUGCAGAGGAGCCUGGAGAGGAGGGAGGAGAAGGAGAAAAAGCAGACAAACCUCACGUGGACCUCUCAUCAGAUGAGGAGGGUUUGGAGAUUGAGGAGACCAUUGAGGAGUCUCGUGCUGAACGCAUCAAGCGCAGCAGCCUGCAGCGUGUACAAAAUCUGAAGACUGUUUUCUCAAAGGAGAAGAUGGAUAAGACCAGAGCAAAGACCAAAGAGAACCUGGAGAAGACCAGACAAAGAACCAAGGAGAACCUUGAGAAGACAAAGCAGAAGACAAAGGAGAACCUGGAAAAGACAAGGCAAAAAACCAAGGAGAAUUUAGAAAAAACCAAGCAGAAGACCAGGGAAAACCUGGAGAAGACCCGUCACAACAUUGAAAAGAAGAUGGGAAAGCUUGGAACACGCAUGAGCGUCAACCCUGAGCGCAAACAGAAGCUUAAGACAUCCAGUGACAAGAUGAAGAAAGCCUUCACACCAGACCAUGUCGUUUACGCCCGGUCCAAAACCGCUGUAUACAAGGUGCCCCCCUUCACCUUCCAUGUCAAAAAAAUUCGUGAGGGUGCUGUUGAGGUGGUCCAGGGCACUGAGAUGGUUGAGGUGUCACAAGAUCCUGAGCCUUUUAGCGAAGUGGAUGGAGAAGCUGAGGAAGGGGCAGUGGAGGUUGAGAUGGAGAUGAUGAAUGGAGGCGAGGAUGAGGAACAGCCUGAUGAGGAUGAAGAGGAGGACAGCCACGAUGCUUUGCAGGAGGAUGAUGAGAGAGACAGAGACAGCGACUAAAUAUCUAACACAAGAUUUGUCAAGAGCCUAACAAAAUCAUCAACCCCAAUGAUCUUAAGUAAAAACUAAAAAAAAAAAACAAAAAAAAAACAUCAUUAUUGAGAUUCUAAAGAAUAUUAUGAGGAUAAAUCCAACCCGGGUAUUAUUUUUUAAAAUUUUGACCAUUAUUCCUACCAGUUAAGAUAAGUUUCUGCUCACAAAAGUACUUUCUGAGAACAUAGAACUACUGUCAGACAGGUGGUGACCAAGCCAAGAGUUCAGCCAAAAGAAAGUGAACAUUCAAACAGUUUGCAAUGAUUCUUUAUUGCAAAACAACUGUGUGCAUAAGCACAACUAUACCAAUAAUUGUGGGUCAGAGAGCUACACCAGGAGGCUGCGUCUGUUUUUGUACAUUCUUUAAGUGACCUUUGGGCUUUGUUUCCAUCUUACCUGUACAUCAGACUGCUUCAGAACUUCGGUGGCCCUUUUUGUUCAGAGAAAAAUCACACGUUACAUUCUUUACAGCUCCACUUACAUACUGUGUGAAUUCUAACUACCUACUAAGCAGUAAAGAACAGACAUAAGAUCAUGAAGCAUGCUAACACAUUUGGCACAAGAGCUUUAUAAGCUGAUAAUAACUUAGUUAUUUUGUGUGUACAACUUCUUGUACUGCAGUUCAGUGCCCCCCCCCCCCCCCAAAAUGCCCAGUGACUUUGAUCCUUGAUCAAGGUGGCACAGAGAGAGGACAGAAACAGAACUCCUUUUUUUUUCUGGCCAUGAGUUGCAUGUUAUUAAUUAAGAGUAUGAAUGAUGGUUAAAACUACAAAAAUAAGACUCAAGUUGAAAAAACAUUUUUUUUAAUAGAUUUUUCUUUAUUCGAUUAUAAAUUAUAGCAAAAGAAUCACAAUUCAAAGAAAUACAUGAAAUUCUUCCUAGAUUUGCAAAGGAAUUUCAGGAGUUAUUUUAGAGUCGUUUAUGGUGUAAAUGAUCGUGAAAUGAGCAAAGAUGAGGAUAAAGAGAGGAGGAAAAAGAUAAAAUGUUUGUUGUGAGCAGGGCUGGGGUAGAUAAGAAGACAUGAUUCAGGAGUUCAUUAAAGAGGACACAGUCAUUGCCUCUGAAAUAAGUGUUAUUUCAACACUUUCCUUUUAAUUUUUUUUUUACUUUUUUUUUUUUUUCAAUAUGAAAACAUAAAGCAUUCACAACUAGAGGGAUGGGAAGUUAUAAUGAUCCUGCAGUUUCCCAACUGUAAAAUGAUCCAUAAACUCAUGGAGUACAUACUCAUGCUUAUCCAGAAAUUAUGUUUGCUUCAGAAAUGUCAAAUAUUCCACAUGCAAUGCUAUUCCUUCCACCUCCUCUACUUAAUAAUGUUAUUAUUAUUCUGCUUAAUUUGCUCUUUAUUUAGAAGCACAGUGACAUCUGUUAUCAAGUUUUUGAUGAGUGCAAGUAUUUGUGUAUGAUUUUGUAUGUGAAUCCAUUUCACAGACUGUAGUUGAAUCGCUGUUUUUCCAGCACUGUGUCUCUUUGUUUCAUGUUGUUUUUAUAUCAUAUUUUACUGCCAUUUUUCCCAAAGAAAAACUGUUAUGAAAAUGAAGGUCUGCAAAAUAGGUCAUUACAUUUCCCUUACUGAUAUUUUCUUGUGUCAGUUUUUUGUUUUUGUUUUUUUCUUCUUAAAAACCUGCUAUGAUUUGCAUAAAUAAACUACAACAAGGACUAAUGCUUUCUGCACGUCUACAGUCGGUGUGUUACAGCUGCAGUGUGACACUGACACCUAGUGUCCAGUCAUUUCACUAUAUUUUUCUCCGCUCCACAUUAAAGUUGCAUUUACCAGUAAAUCCAGCAGUUCUUUUUAAAAUAACCAUUUCAUUCAAAUAUUUCCUCUGUGGUUCACAUUUGUAAGAAGAUGUAAAAAUGUGUUUUAAAUAUUCACCACUACUGGUGGUGUUUUAGGAAAAGAAAGAACUCCGGGUUUCCUGUUUUUUUUUGCUUUUGAAUGUUCCGCUCUGACUGCAUUUUUUGUAGCUCAUCAAGAUAUAUUUCUAUGCAGGUUCUGUGGUAAGGGGAGAGGGCGUGGCCAGAAGCCAAAGGGCUACAAACAGAUGAUAAAUGUGUGAUUCCAAGUAAGAGGACAACAAGAGCCUCACACAUGUCUUUCCAAAGGUUACUGCAUUAUUUUUACUGUCAAAGUGUAGUUUCCUGCUCAGCCAUCACCAUUUCUGUGUUAAUUUUUCUAUAUAAUGUGAAUCACUGCCAGUGCAGGCCAUAAAGCGUAAGCAUCUUGCCAUCUGUUCUGCACUUCCUAUGCAUUUAUAUUUCAUGCCAAACUAUUAUGAUGUUUGCACAGUGUAACAAAUGGCAUUUGUAUGUAAGGAAGGAUGAAAUACUUCAGCACUGUCAACGUACAGUUGUGGUCAAGACCUUUGGUGAUUUGAUGCUCAAACGGUCAAACUGGAGAAAGAAUGCCCUAUCUGUGAGCGCAGUACCAGCAUGCAGCUGUACUGAAGCCUGUGCCAAUGGAACACAAAAUGUAGUUCACACUUAACUGUUUCCUUGCUUUGUUUUGUUAGUAAUUGAUUCCUUUAUAAAGUUGCAUUGCUUAACCACUAAUGAUUUAAUUAAAAACGCUAUCUGGUUCACA
Molecule: messenger RNA, 4355 nt
Organism: Archocentrus centrarchus (flier cichlid)
Lineage: Eukaryota; Metazoa; Chordata; Actinopteri; Cichliformes; Cichlidae
Gene: cavin1b
Product: caveolae associated protein 1b
Exons: 2
Coding region: 332-1741 (469 amino acids)
Biological process (GO): termination of RNA polymerase I transcription; transcription initiation at RNA polymerase I promoter
Cellular component (GO): cytoplasm; caveola
Molecular function (GO): rRNA primary transcript binding
Source: RefSeq, a predicted model, not a curated record